UCUAAAUAACAGAAAUAUUAGAAGAUUAGAUGGCACCAAACGGGAGAAGGAAGAGCGUGAGCGGAAGCUUAGUGAAGCCGCCGCCACCACCAAAGCUAGCGAAAGGGUCACUGCAUAGGACCCUGUCAGACAUAUCGUUGGAUUUCCACAGAGAAGAAGAGAAAGGACUCGGGACGAUAGUGGAGGUGGAGAAGGCAAAAUGCAAAUGCUGCGGGAUGAGGGAGGAGUGCACAAUGGAGUACAUAGAGAGUGUGAGGGAGAAGUUCUUUGGGAAGUGGAUAUGCGGUCUCUGCUCAGAGGCGGUGAAGGAGGAGAGGGAGAAAAGGGAUGAGAAUGGCCUUGAAGGGGCCUUGAAGGAGCACAUGAGCGCCUGCCUCAGGUUCAACAAGCUCGGAAGGGAAUAUCCUGCCCUCUACCAAGCUGAUGCCAUGAAAGACAUGCUCCGGAGAAGCACGAGGGGUCAGACUAUUAGCCAUAAACCCACUCUUCAGAAUAAGCCUGCUAUUUCCCGUACUUCAAGCUGUAUUCCGGCGAUCACCAGGGACCUUAAUUAAUUUGUCUAAUAUCUUAAUGUAUAAUUUAGCCCCUAUAGCAAGCUAAUAUCUAAAGACUCAUAUAUACUACCCUAAUUAAUAAAGCUGAUUUUUUCCUGAUCCUGGUCAAUUGUAACUUAUAAUUAAUUAAUUCAUAUAUAUAUACAUA
Messenger RNA from Camelina sativa (false flax), 702 nucleotides. RefSeq lists its product as uncharacterized. Lineage: Eukaryota; Viridiplantae; Streptophyta; Magnoliopsida; Brassicales; Brassicaceae. The record is from RefSeq and is a predicted model, not a curated record.